CAUAGAGAGAUCUCAGCCGUUCGAACUACAGUCCUCUCCCUGUCGCGGUGUCGCCGUCCGGCGGUUACCCUCCUCCCCUGCCGCCGCCGGUCCGGCUGCUUCCGAACCCUCGUUGGAUCCCAUUUGCAGAUCUCGCGAGUUUUCGACCUCCGAUUAGCCGCUGAUGACCCCUGGUGCUACUGCCGAGCGAUCCAUGACUCCGUGCUGAUGCCAGCUUGGAUUGUUUUUUGGCGUGCUGAUACCAUGAAGAAGCACCAAGCACAGGGGAUUUCCGCCGGCGGCGUGUACAGGUACACGCAUCGCCGCGAGGGAGGAGCUGAUAUCCACGACGUCUUCGUCGAGAAGAGCGCGUCCCGUUUGCUGUUCUCUUAUAUCGGCGCGAUGCUCCUUCUCGCCAAUGUUUGUUAUGCCUUGUUGAAACAGGAGAGUUUAUGCCUCAGUUCCUUUUGGUGUGUUCCAUUUUCUGCUAUUGUUGCUAAAUCCUUGCAGUACAAGCCUGUGAAGAAAGAGUCAUUGAUGAUCAUGCCAGGUUUUGGGGUUCAGCUAGAACAGCACUUUUGGAGUGGAAGAGUUCAUCGCCAAUUUGUGCCCAUCGGCAAGAUCCUAAAGCCAGUGCUGAAUGAGUGCGUGACCCCUGUUACAUGUUACUGGAGCUUAGCAUUGCUCGUACGCAAUGAAGACAAGAUCACACUUGUUUUUAAGAAAUUGCAUCCCCCAGUCAAAAUGUUGGUCCCAAUCUGGAAAGCUCUAUGUGCAUUCACAAGCUCUGACAGCAUUACUAGCCCUUCCUAAGUUCCUCGGCCAAACGGUUCGCACCAACUUGUUGAGUAAGAUGGUGAUAGCCCAUGGAAACUAGACGGUGCUUGCUGAAGACUUUGCUGACGUUCAGUUUUUGCCACAACUGGCUGAAGAACAAAUUAUAUAAAGUGGCAGAAUGUUACCGGUGGCUCCGAGCCUCUGAUUGUUCAGUAGACCAGGCUGAAUUAUUCUCUGUUUAUCUGUCGGAACUGAAUGAUCCACUUGUAACCUUGGCCAUGCCCCAUGUGUAUUUCUGUCCGCUCAUCAAGAUACACAACAGAAUGUACCGUAUAGUUUCUUCACCUCCAUCCUCUGUUAACUGCAAAGUCAUUCAUCUGGUCACUGGAGGGUACAUCUUCUGCUGAUAAAUGAAAUCUUGGCUAGUACUUGUAUGCAA
Brachypodium distachyon (stiff brome) is the source of this 1195-nucleotide messenger RNA. RefSeq lists its product as uncharacterized. NCBI's taxonomy places the organism in Eukaryota, Viridiplantae, Streptophyta, Magnoliopsida, Poales, Poaceae. Gene Ontology annotation, cellular component: glycosylphosphatidylinositol-N-acetylglucosaminyltransferase (GPI-GnT) complex. The transcript is spliced from 6 exons. The record is from RefSeq and is a predicted model, not a curated record. Gene Ontology annotation, biological process: GPI anchor biosynthetic process. Bases 208 to 792 code for a protein of 194 amino acids.